This is a messenger RNA of Biomphalaria glabrata, 881 nucleotides long. Its product is annotated as ganglioside GM2 activator-like. Gene Ontology annotation, molecular function: enzyme activator activity; lipid carrier activity. Gene Ontology annotation, cellular component: cytoplasmic side of plasma membrane. The record is from RefSeq and is a predicted model, not a curated record. Lineage: Eukaryota; Metazoa; Mollusca; Gastropoda; Planorbidae. Gene Ontology annotation, biological process: ganglioside catabolic process; lipid transport. The transcript is spliced from 4 exons. Bases 182 to 835 code for a protein of 217 amino acids.
UACUCUGGAAAAGGAAUGAAGAAAAUUAAAAACACUUACUAUUUCUAUAGAUGUCGCCUCUGAUUAUUUGGUCCCAUAUAGCACUGCAAUUUUAAUUCUCUCAUAGCGUACACAAUUCUUCUUCAAUCUCGGUCGUUGGAGAGUUUAUUUGGAAGGCAGAACAGAUAGAUCUAGGAACAAAAUGAAUUUGUGGGUAUUCUUGUUCACUGUGGCAGUAGCUGUUGUUCCCAGUUUCUCUCGGAAAAUGAAUCUUACAGAAUGUAAUGGAAACAAUACUCAGCCUCUGCUAACAUUAAACAGUUAUAGUUUUGUACCUUAUCCAAUUAACUCCCCUGGAUCCUUGACAGUUUCUGUGUCAGUGACAGUCAACAGACCAGUGCCAGUCGGAGGUCUCAGAAUGAAAGUUUUGAUCCAAAGGGAGAUCAUCGCCCUCAUAAAUAUUCCUUGCACUGAUAAUAUUGGCAGUUGCACGUAUGAUGUUUGUCAUCUUCUGGACUAUUUUAAGAACAGCAGCUGUCCACAACAGCUGAUAGACAACAACAUCCCCUGUACAUGUGAUACAAUACAGCCAGGGACUUACGAUCUGAUCAACCAGACGUUCCAAGUACCGGACAUAACGAAACUAACCAGCUGGUCUACUUUAGCACUGGGAGAUUACGUUGUUAAGUUUGAUCUUAAGGAUGGAGUCACAGGAGAAGACGUUUACUGCCUUGGUGGAAAGAUCAACAUCAAAGAUCCCAAUGCGUGUGAUGGGUUCCUUUGCAGUCUUUUUGGACGCAGGGCUCUGAACAACCUGGAAGCUCUAGGUGCUCUGCUCUGGCAUUGGAUCUGGUAGAAUGACGUAGAUUUUUAAUAAAUAUUUUAUUUUUUUCCUUUGAAAA